AUGAAAGUCCAUUAUAUUGAUAUUUUGUUAUUAAAACUUAUACUAAAUAUUUUGACUCAUAAUCACAGGAACCAUGAGAUCAUAUCCAAUAUACAAACCACCAGGCUAUUAUGCGAGUGCGACAUAUAUACGUCCAUUUAUGAUAAUGACCCCGAAAUGAAAUUAGUGAUUCAACAAUUUAAUAAUCGCACGGCACAACGUUUUAAAGAAUAUGACGAACGCGUGAUCCAAAACAGACAAAAAUGUAAAGAACAGUGCAAUAAAGAUAUCCAAGAAAUUAUUUUAAAAGAUAAAAUCGAAAAAGAAUUAAAGGACAAAAUAAGUGCAUUGGAAACAAAUAUAAGUACUGAAGAUAUACCUACAUGUGUGUGCGAGAAAUCGAUGGCUAACAAAACAGAGAAAUUUUGUCUGAAUUGUGGGAAAAAUAUGGGAGCAAUUGCGCCCUGGUGGAGUUUGGUAUGUGGUGUAGGGUAUGCGGGAUGGACGCAUUAUACUGCUACUACUCUUGUUAAAAUUGCUACAGAGGCGGGUAUUAAAAAAGGUAUAGAAGUAGGUUUGGCUAAAGUCACAGAAAUAAUAAAAAAUAUAAUAUUUAACCUUACACCUGAUCAAAUACCUCCAAUUACCGUUGGAGAAGUGAUGACUGCGGGGAACUUUUCUGAUGGAGUAACACUUCAUGGUAUAGUUAAAGCUCUACAUAGUCCUAUGUUCGCGAAAUAUGAUGACGGGUCGACUGCUUUAUUUUCCACUUACGUACAAAAUUUUGUUAAAAAUCCUCGACUUCUUAAUCAAUAUGGCACGGAGUCAACAGCAAUUGCAAAUGCCUUUACUCAAGGUAAAGUUGAAGCAGAAAGUGCAGCAGCCUCUACAACUAGUAUAUUACAUACAACUAUUAUUGCUUCCGUUGUUGCAAUAGUAGUUAUAGUUUUGGUUAUGCUUAUAAUUUAUUUGAUUUUACGUUAUCGAAAAAAAAACAAAAUGAAGAAGAAAUUACAAUACAUAAAAUUAUUAAAGGAUUAA
Molecule: messenger RNA, 1020 nt
Organism: Plasmodium adleri (nom. inval.)
Lineage: Eukaryota; Apicomplexa; Aconoidasida; Haemosporida; Plasmodiidae
Product: rifin PIR protein, putative
Exons: 2
Coding region: 1-1020 (339 amino acids)
Source: RefSeq, a predicted model, not a curated record